This is a messenger RNA of Thamnophis elegans (Western terrestrial garter snake), 978 nucleotides long. It is a transcript of the gene CRABP2, whose product is annotated as cellular retinoic acid binding protein 2. Gene Ontology annotation, cellular component: nucleus; cytosol. The record is from RefSeq and is a predicted model, not a curated record. Gene Ontology annotation, biological process: fatty acid transport. The transcript is spliced from 4 exons. Lineage: Eukaryota; Metazoa; Chordata; Lepidosauria; Squamata; Natricidae. Gene Ontology annotation, molecular function: fatty acid binding. Bases 1 to 417 code for a protein of 138 amino acids.
AUGGCCAACUUCACCGGCACCUGGAAGAUAUUCGCCUCGGAGUUGUUCGAUGAGCUGUUGAAGGAGCACGGGGUCAACAUAAUACGCCGACAGUUGGCGACGGCUGCGGCCUCCAAGUCAGAGGUGGAGAUCAAGCAAGAGGGAUCCUCCUUCAAGAUCAAGACCUCCACCCCCGUGCGCACCACAGAGAUCCACUUUGAGGUCGGGAAGGAGUUUGAGGAGCAGACGGUGGACGGGAGGCCUUGCAAGAGUUUGGCCGAGUGGGAGAACAGCAACAAGAUUGUGUGUGAGCAGAAGCUGCUGGAAGGAGAAGGGCCCAAAACCAGCUGGUCCCGGGAACUGACCAACGAUGGGGAGCUCAUUCUGACCAUGAAGGCCAACAACGUCGUCUGCACGAGGACCUACCGCCGCAAGUGAGAGGCCUCCGGGCAGCGCCAGACACGACGACGGGGGGGGGGGGGGGCAGACCGGACGGCCCAGGGGCAUCCCUGCCCUGCAGCACAAUGGCAGCCUUCCCCACUGCCUGGCCCCUCUUCUCCCUCCGUGCUCAGAGGCCCCCCUCAGCCACCAGGCUAACAAAGCCCCUCAGAAUGGCCUUUCUACCCUGGCUGGAAGGGGGAGGGCUGAAGCAACCUCUCCCCUUCGGAGACCCCCUCCCCCCUUUGCCCCCUUGGAGGAGGGGUACAGAGGCCGGCCUUGUUUGGCUGAUUAACUGUGGAAUCCGGGGUCAAGACGUGGCUCCCUACAAGCUGGAGCCUCUCCCCUCCUCGGUGGGACAAGGGGGCUUCCCUUCAGGUGUCCCUGCUGCCCCCUCCUCUUUGUUCCUGGCCGGUUUGCGCUGCUCCUCGUGCUGAACCACCAAAGCAGCAGAGAAAUCUUCCUGCAGAGACCCACUGAAGGCCUGGCGCAAGAUCAGCCCUCACCCCACAUGGUCUCCUUUCCUUUUAGCCCGAAGCCUGUAACGUUUGUGAAGGUGCC